AGCGCUCUGCUUGUACGUCACGUCCGGUGAGCCCACUGGCGACAACGGCAACAUGGCUCUGAACGGUGCUGAAGCCGACGAUUUCUCCUGGGAGCCCCCAACCGAAGCGGAAACGAAGGUUCUGCAAGCGCGAAGGGAGAGACAGGAUCGCAUCUCCCGGCUCAUGGGCGACUACCUGCUGCGUGGUUACCGCAUGCUGGGCGAGACGUGCGCGGACUGCGGGACGAUCCUCCUCCAAGACAAACAGCGGAAAAUCUACUGCGUGGCUUGUCAGGAGCUCGACUCAGACGUGGAUAAAGAUAAUCCGGCUCUGAAUGCCCAGGCUGCCCUCUCCCAAGCUCGGGAACACCAGCUUGCCUCUGCCUCGGAGCUCCCCUUGGGCUCUCGGCCAGCCCCUCAGCCCCCAGUACCCCGUCCAGAGCACUGUGAGGGAGCUGCAGCAGGGCUCAAGGCAGCCCAGGGGCCACCCCCUCCUGCUGUGCCUCCAAAUGCAGAUGUCCUGGCCUGCACACAGGAGGCCCUCCUGCAGAAGCUGACCUGGGCCUCAGCUGAGCUGGGCUCUAGCGCUUCCUUGGAGACUAGCAUCCAGCUGUGUAGCCUAAUCCGGGCUUGUGCUGAGGCUCUGCGCAGCCUUCGGCAGCUGCAACACUAAGAGGCCCCUCCUGAGAAAAACCCUGUCCAGAAAAACAGCUGUCCUCUUGUGUGGUUUGUUCUUUUCUUGGUUCUGAGUGUGCAUGCCAGCUCCAGCUCCACUCGUCUUUUUCCUACCUUUGCCUCUUACCCUACCAGUCUGCGCUCCUUGAUGCCCUGAGAGAUUAGUUGGGCUUGUUUGUGCUUGGUUUCCCCCACUCCGAAUGAGGGAGGAGGGAGAGGAUUAUGUGACACUUUUUUUCUGAGGUGGAGGUCAUAGCCUCCCUCAAAAGCAGGAACAAGAGGGGUGGACCUCUGCGGCAUCCCUGCAGCCUCCUCGGCCAUCCAGUGCUCAGUUCCCACCCUUGAGUGUGAUUUUGGGUUCCAGUCCCCUUUGGUUACCUUCUCCUUCCCCUGAG
Callorhinus ursinus (northern fur seal) is the source of this 1049-nucleotide messenger RNA. It is a transcript of the gene ZNRD2, whose product is annotated as zinc ribbon domain containing 2. Lineage: Eukaryota; Metazoa; Chordata; Mammalia; Carnivora; Otariidae. The record is from RefSeq and is a predicted model, not a curated record.